Messenger RNA from Ostreococcus lucimarinus CCE9901, 978 nucleotides. RefSeq lists its product with no specific name. The record is from RefSeq and is a predicted model, not a curated record. The coding region runs from base 1 to 978 and encodes 325 amino acids. The transcript is spliced from 2 exons. Lineage: Eukaryota; Viridiplantae; Chlorophyta; Mamiellophyceae; Mamiellales; Bathycoccaceae.
AUGGGGUCCAACAUCCCGCGAGAAUUUCAGAAGAAAUAUACCUGGGAUGCGAUCGUGUUCUCAGAUGGCGCCACUUACGAAGGCCUCGUGAGUAACUACGGGCAGUGUGAAAAGUUGGGCGUGUUUCAGUACGUCGACGGCGACCGAUACGAAGGACAAUACUCCGAAGGUAUGAUGCACGGCUACGGAGUGUACACGUGGGGUUUGGAUGACUCCACGUAUUACGGACAUUGGCAGAAUAACUCCCAGAACGGGUGCGGGGUGAAGCUCUACGGUUCGGGCGCGGUCGAGGUGGGCGAGUGGAAGGAUGACCAAUAUCUCGGCGAAUACACGGGACGUUGUGGGGAGGAUGAGCAAAACAGAGCAAUGAUGCACGCGAUGGAAGUGGCGACGCGCGCGCGUUUGUUCACGGGUAAGCCCGAUGGCGAAGUCGUGGUGUUGGAGAACAUCUCGAACCCGGAUACGGCGGAGAGUCACCACCCGGUGGUGUACGAUCGCGGCACCGAGUGGCAAAUGCCCGGGUACAAGGGCGAGCAGUUCGAGCCUCCGGCCGAUCUCGAGCAAACGCAACCGAAGGUUUUCGCGCAAAUGCAGCGAUUCAACCAACUUUGGGAGCGCGCUUGGAGAUACUACAACAUCGACGUCCCGGAGGGUGAGAAUGACCAAAAGUUGCAAGAGCUCAAGUUCUUGACCGAGGCACCGGCGACGCUUCGUACCGUGGACGAAGACUACGAUGAGUACGAGGAUGAAGACGACGAGGAUGAAGACGAGGACGAACAACCGAGCUCUCGAUCCCGUCGCGCUGGACCGGCCGCGAUGUCCCUUAGCUUCCGCAACGCGAACCCGAUCUCCACCGCGUUCGCGCGCUUGGGCAAGAGCAAGCACGCGUUGCGCAAGAACCCGCUCAAGGCUGCGGCGGGUGCUUUCGAAGCCGCGCGCGAGCGAUUCAUGGGCGCGACGAAAGUCACCAUGGCUUGA